ACAGGCCGAGUUGAGAGGCAGAGUGGGUAGUUUAAUUUGUUGACUGUGUUUCAUCAGAGCUGCCGCUGCUUUGAAUUCCAUCAUGGACAAUAUAGACAGUCAGCUCUCCUGCAGUUGGACACAGUUUAGCUGUCCUCCGUUGAAGAUGGUGGCAGCUCGGCUCAAGGAGUGUAAGAAACGGCUCGGUGCUUCUCCGUCUUUCUGGUUGGAAAUGAGAGGCGGUGUAGAGGCGGAGGUCAGUCUAGUGUGGAUGCAGGGUCGAGUGAUUGAAGUACGGCAAGAGCGAGACGUCAGCUUGCGCUUAACUGAUGACACUCACACCUUCACUGUUUUCGGGGCUGACAGAGCGCCUAAAGGCAAGCCAUGCCUGGAGCAAGGAAAAUAUGUAAUGACGAUGGGCAUUGUUUUAUCUUGUAAUCCUGAGCCUGUAUUGCGUGCAGUGAAGAUCACGGAUCUCUCGGACAAUCCUGUGCACCAGGAUAUGUGGAAGUUUGAAGUGGACGAUCUACACAAGAAUAUUAGAUGUACCUAGCAGCUGGAAAAUAAAAAAAAACUGAGUCUCCACCCAACUGGACUGUGGAUAUUUAAAAAUUAUAGCGAUUUGCAAAGGGUCUGUAAUAUAGUAUCAGGUGUUUUUUUUCCCAUAUUAAAUAUUUGUAUGAUGGAAACCAGAACAUUUUGUAAUUUUUGUCCUGUUUUUGUGCUUCGUUAUCUAUUAAAUAGUCGAAUUGCCAGUGCGUAAUUAUAUACUGUAUAACCAAUUUGAUCUUCUGAAUAAAACUGUAUCUGCCAUCCCCCCAAAUUGCACAAUAAAAGUUUACCAGGUAAUUGGUCAGUCAAUCAAGAUGAUAUUUAUUUUUAAGAUGUGAAAUGUAACCUGGAUAGAAUUUUAUUAUGGCGGUAACAGGUUGAAUGCCCGAAUAAACCAAAUUUCUCUUCA
This is a messenger RNA of Rana temporaria (common frog), 940 nucleotides long. RefSeq names its product RecQ mediated genome instability 2 (gene RMI2). Gene Ontology annotation, biological process: regulation of sister chromatid segregation; maintenance of rDNA; negative regulation of double-strand break repair via homologous recombination. NCBI's taxonomy places the organism in Eukaryota, Metazoa, Chordata, Amphibia, Anura, Ranidae. The record is from RefSeq and is a predicted model, not a curated record. The coding region runs from base 83 to 532 and encodes 149 amino acids. The transcript is spliced from 2 exons. Gene Ontology annotation, cellular component: nuclear speck; cytosol.